UCGCCUUGUACCCAGCGGUAGAAGUCAGGGGACUUGUCAGGACCCGCCCUGUACAAUCAACAGCACCGCACGGAGUUGACAAGUGCGCCCUCCCCCAUCAACGUCGUUUGACAUAUACCCAUCGUUACAGGAUUCGCCUCUGGAAGUUUUUAAAAAGGCAAGCUCAAAGCCACAUAUUAUACUGUAUGUGCAGAACACGUGCGGGGGGACAGCCUACAGAGAUUGGUUCUUCUACAAGACAAUCCCUGCUUUUUUCUUCUUCAUUUGGAGACAAUUGAUGUGCAUGCGUAAAACGACAUUUGAAAGCCCAAAAGGAGAAGACUCGGGUUAUUUCGCGGUGGACAAUCUAAACUCGAAUAUAAUUGGACAUUUGACACAAUAAAGACAACGCAGACACUUCGCCCGGGUGAAGAGUGGAACCUUAGCAUCUGAUACAGUGAUUGAGGGACUUUUAUGCACGCAGGCAGUGGCCACCUGUAGAUGGUGACUCUUUCAAGGACUUUUGCCCCAAAACCCCAAUGAUCGAAAGCAUUGCAAGCGUUCCAUGCAAUACACAUAGUAGUUGAUUAUAGUUGUUUUAUGUUUGCAAUCAUUUUAAUUUGAAACAAUAUGCUGGUUAGUUUUUCACUCCUGGCAACGCUUCUCCUAAGCGAGUCGGGUUGUUUGGGCUCGUUCGUACCGUGCGAACCGUGUGACCAGAAGGCUAUGUCGAUGUGUCCGCCAGUGCCGGUGGGAUGCCAGCUGGUGAAGGAGCCUGGCUGUGGUUGCUGCCUGACUUGCGCGCUCCCCGAGGGCCAGUCGUGCGGGGUGUACACGGGGACUUGCACGCACGGGCUCCGAUGCCUGCCGAAGAGCGGGGAGGAGAAACCGCUGCAUGCGCUCCUCCACGGGAGAGGAGUGUGCGCCAACGAGAAGAUGUACAAGCCGCUGCAUCCAGGCAGGGACGGUUAUUCUCCAGAGGAAGCUAUGUUAGCAGAGGUUCCAGAGUCCCUGCUGCCCCAGGCCAAAGUGCCUCUGUACGGGGGCAGAGACCACAUCAGCAGCCGCAAGGCUCAGGCCAUGAGACAGGCUAAAGACCGCAAGAGACAGCAGGCCAAGCUCCACUCUGUCAGCCGCCUUGACUACUCAACCCUCGCCCUGGACAAACUACAGCCUGAGUUUGGACCCUGCAGGAGAAAGCUGGACGGGAUCAUUCAGAGGAUGAAAAACACAUCUAGAGUCCUAGCUCUGUCCCUAUACCUUCCCAACUGUGACAAGAAGGGAUUCUUCAAGCACAAGCAGUGUAAACCAUCACGUGGGCGGAAGCGGGGGAUCUGUUGGUGUGUGGACCGUUUUGGCGUGCAGCUCCCUGGCACUGACUACAGUGGAGUGGACAUCCAGUGCAAAGACCCGGAGAGCAACAGCAACAAAAACGAAUGAGCGAUGGCCAAUUUGCUCACCUGACAUGAGCCAAGGCCCGCCUCCCUUCACCCCUACUCCUGCAAAUCACAUGUACAUGCAAAAUAUGCAAAAGCCAAUCAAAUCAGGAAAGCAGGGCACAGAUACAGUACAUGCACAUGGUUUUAAACUAUACAUCCACCUAUACUGAGAUGACCUAUAACCUCCCUUUAAAGCACAUAUAACAAUGUUCUCUGAUAUAAAUUAUAUUAGAUUCUGUUUAAAUAAAAUUUUAAGGCUAAAGAGUAAAGCUCAUCUUUUUCACCAAUGUUGUUAUCGUGAUGUUGACAGGAACUCUUUACUGGGGAGCACAGUAAUCUGGGGUCGUAUUUAAACGGAACUGUUCUUUUGGUCCAAAUGUUUGUCCCUUCAGAGCACUCCCUACAAGAGAACCUCAGUGAUUGAAAGUACUUUACUGUCUCAGUUUGGGUCUAUGUCCUUAUAUGUCCUUCUGAGUGCGAUGAGAUGAGAAGAGCUUUUUUCAGUCCUGCCUUUCUUCCACUUUGUCUCACAGAUUGUUCUGAGUUGAGGGUCUUAAGAACUAGUAACUGCUCGUAUACAGUAGGUUGUUACAGGGUAGUUACAGUAGCUAUCUUAAUAAACCCAUCAACUGCUACUUCUGAUGGGUUGUGUCUCAAUAUAGUUUCAUAGGGGUGACUGUAUGAAAUGACUGUGUGUGUGUGCCUCCUAUACUUUCUCCUUUAGUAGUCUGUAUUGUGCCUUACCUUCCGUCAAGUAUAGAAAAAAGAUCACCUCAAAAACACAUCAUGACAGUCAUUUGCUUGUUUUGUCAUUUAUAAAUGACAGCCAAGAAAGUACAGGUGCUUUGAAAAGUCCAACACAGGCUCAAAUCGCAUGCAAAUGUUGCACGCCGUUUCUAUUGACUUGUCGAAGCCUCCUGUCUUACCACAACACAGUCUUCUGCCUAGGACUCUACUGUAUGACCCCUGGAAAGGUGUGGAUCUUUGGGUUUCUAUGGAAAUCUCAGUGCCUUCUCUCUCUCUCAUGACUUUGAAUCCAGAUGUACAUCCAGAUUAUCAGGCCUUGUCGUUGACAGAGGACAUUUUAGCAGUAUGUGGAUGUGGAGAUUGGUUGCUAGAGACCCAUGAGUUGACGAGUGUGAAGAUAUAAGUCUCCACGAUAUAAGGCCGUGAUGAUACUUUUUGAUCCUACGUCCCGUUUGUGAACAUGAUGUUCAAUUAAAUCAAAUCAUUUUAUUGAAGCUCAAAACAAUUGUCAGAUAUUUUGUUUACAUUCCUUGAAAUUGACAUCCCAUUUUUAAAGGUAUGGUAAAAUGCCAAUAGCUUUGACAGGGGCUGUGUGUACAGCCUAUGCCUGCCACUAGAAUGCAUAGGAGACUUGGAAAGGUUUCUCAACUCAGUCUUAAGCUGGCUUGUAUGAAAGACCAUGAAAUCUCAAACAUUCCAUAUUCGUGAUAAAAAAGCAAAUAGGUAACAAUUUACUCAAAGUCAAACGGUAUAAUGCUUCUUUGCUGCAAUUUUUGAACAGGCUAAAAAUAUCUGUUUAGUCAGGGUCCAUCAGAGACGAUGGUAAGACGUUAUAAGAGGGUCAUACAUGCUUAUGACAAUUCUUUCAAUGCAAUACACCUGUUGGCUUUAAGUGAAGUGUUACUAACAAAUCUAUGUGAAUAUAACAGAUAUGUCAUAUUUAUUCACUGUGUAAUUGAUGUACUUUAACCUUGUCUUUUUUGUAACGACAAAGCAUUUAUUUAAAUAAAGUUAUGUAUUGAUGUAUGGGAA
Salvelinus fontinalis (brook trout) is the source of this 3197-nucleotide messenger RNA. Its product is annotated as insulin-like growth factor-binding protein 5. The transcript is spliced from 4 exons. The record is from RefSeq and is a predicted model, not a curated record. Bases 610 to 1419 code for a protein of 269 amino acids. Gene Ontology annotation, biological process: regulation of insulin-like growth factor receptor signaling pathway. Gene Ontology annotation, cellular component: extracellular region. Lineage: Eukaryota; Metazoa; Chordata; Actinopteri; Salmoniformes; Salmonidae. Gene Ontology annotation, molecular function: insulin-like growth factor I binding; fibronectin binding; insulin-like growth factor II binding.